UUUUCCUUUCGUGUACUAAGAUUAAAUAGUAAAUAAACAGUUGACAAUGAUACGCGCGUCCUAAGUCACUCAAGUUUACCAUCCAACAUUCCUUACAUAAAAACCAAUAAUUUCGUGAAUAAACAUGUUUCGUUCUUCAAGUGAUGUUACGGAAAAUUUUUUUUCGAUGAAACAUAAUGAAGAGGAAGAAAAUGAGCGCGUACAAUGCAGGUUUUGCUCACGUGUCUUCAGUGAAACCGAGAUGCUUCUGCACUUAGGCGUGAAACAUGCGAAGAAAAUGAUGAAAUUAGCUUUAAAGGACCCGUUUUCCUGUGGUAUUUGUGUAAAAGAUUGUGAGGAUUCUAACAGCUUGCUAGAGCAUAUAAAAGUUGAACACCUUUUUACAUCAGCGGACUCGUUUAGGGUUCAACGAGAAAUAUUCAUUUGCCAUGAGUGCGGUACGAUAUUUUUCAAUAAGAAAUUCAUUGAACUGCAUUUCGAAACUCACAUUCAUAAACUAGACAAAUUCCGGAAAACACUGCAGUGUCUUGUGUGCCCAAAAAAAGUUUGUGUUAAAUCUAUGUGGGUUCAUCUACAAGGACAUGAUAUUCAAAAUGUUGGGAUGUGUCCAAUCUGUUUUGUAAAGUGCAGUAGUAGAAAACUGCUCAUCGAGCACAUGAGAACCCAUCCGAGGUAUUUGAAAUGCAACAUGUGCACCUAUGAAGCGAAACGUGAGGAUUUCUUCCGUCAGCAUGUCAUCGACAGACAUAAAACAAAUGCAACGAGUAUGAUUGAUGCAGAGUGUGAGCAAUAUUUUACACCAUAUUAUAUAGCUCCUAGGGUUUAUCAAAAACUGGGAUCUCAUGGAGUAGCUUUGACAAAUGACAUUCGCGUAUGCAUUUUGUGCCGAGAAAUAUGCGUGGGCCAGAGUAAUAUGAAGCAGCACAUUUAUGUUGAGCAUAAUUUGAAGACCGCAGAAGUGAAAGCAAAACACUUGUGCACAUGUGGAGAAAUAUUUACGAAUAAAGUACUAUUAAAACAUCACACUUUCAAGUUGAAAGGAGAUCACAAAAUGUUAGAAUGAAUGAAAAGUGGAUUGCAAAGUGUAAACUGCUUAUGCCAUGGACAAGUUAACUGUUAAGUAAUUAUUAUUAUUACAUAUUUAUUGUAAGUGUAGACUGUAGGUAGCAAAAUAUG
This is a messenger RNA of Aricia agestis (brown argus), 1176 nucleotides long. RefSeq names its product protein suppressor of hairy wing-like. The transcript has 3 exons. Gene Ontology annotation, biological process: regulation of transcription by RNA polymerase II. Bases 125 to 1063 code for a protein of 312 amino acids. The record is from RefSeq and is a predicted model, not a curated record. Gene Ontology annotation, molecular function: RNA polymerase II transcription regulatory region sequence-specific DNA binding; DNA-binding transcription factor activity, RNA polymerase II-specific. NCBI's taxonomy places the organism in Eukaryota, Metazoa, Arthropoda, Insecta, Lepidoptera, Lycaenidae. Gene Ontology annotation, cellular component: nucleus.